GGAGGGAUUGGCCGGGCGGCGGGGGGAGGCGGGCGGAGAACAUGGCGCCGGCGGGCGGCGCGUGCUGAGGCGAGCGGAGCCGGGCCGGGCGGCGGCGGGGAAAGGCGAGUGCUGGCGGCGGGGCCGCCAGGGAUAUGCGGCAGCGGCUGUUCCCUGUGCUGAGCCGGGCUCUGCCGGGCUGGACGCGCCCCUGGGCCGCUCCGGCCUCGCGCUCUUUCCCUCAGGGCCGGCGGCGCAGCUCUCUCGGGUUUCAAAAGGAGACAAACAACAAAAUGAACAAUCCAGCUAUUAAGAGAAUAACAAAUGAAAUUAUCAAAUCACCUGAAGAUAAACGAGAAUAUCGUGGACUGGAAUUGGCAAAUGGCAUUAAAGCUCUUCUCAUUAGUGACCCCACCACAGAUAAGUCCUCAGCAGCACUUGAUGUCCACAUAGGAUCAUUGUCCGAUCCCCCCAACAUUGCUGGGCUUAGUCAUUUUUGUGAGCAUAUGUUGUUCCUGGGAACCAAGAAAUAUCCAAAAGAAAAUGAGUACAGCCAAUUUCUAAGUGAGCAUGCUGGGAGCUCAAAUGCUUUCACGAGUGGAGAACAUACCAACUACUACUUUGAUGUGUCACAUGAACAUCUAGAAGGUGCACUGGAUAGAUUUGCCCAGUUUUUCCUGUGCCCCCUGUUUGAUGAAAGUUGCAAAGAUAGGGAAGUGAAUGCUGUUGAUUCUGAGCAUGAGAAGAAUCUGAUGAAUGAUGCCUGGAGGUUGUUUCAAUUGGAGAAGGCUACUGGAAACCCCAACCAUCCCUUCAGUAAAUUUGGAACAGGGAACAAAUUCACUCUGGAAACUAGACCAACCCAAGAAGGAAUAGAUGUAAGGCAAGAGCUACUGAAGUUCCAUUCUACUUAUUAUUCAUCAAAUUUAAUGGCUAUUUGUGUCUUAGGAAGAGAAUCCUUGGAUGAGCUGACUUGCUUAGUGGUAAAGCUAUUUUCAGAAGUAGAAAAUAAAAAUGUCCCUAUACCAGAGUUUCCUGAACAUCCUUUCCAAGAAGAGCAUCUCCGGCAACUUUACAAAGUGGUACCCAUUAAGGACAUUAGAAAUCUCUAUGUCACAUUUCCUAUACCAGACCUUCAGAAGUACUAUAAAUCAAACCCUGGCCAUUACCUUGGCCAUCUGAUUGGGCAUGAAGGCCCAGGGAGUCUUCUAUCAGAGCUUAAAGCCAAAGGAUGGGUAAAUACACUUGUUGGAGGCCAGAAGGAAGGUGCUAGAGGUUUCAUGUUUUUCAUCAUUAAUGUGGACUUGACUGAAGAAGGACUUUUGCAUGUUGAAGAUAUUAUUUUGCACAUGUUUCAAUAUAUUCAAAAACUACGUACAGAAGGACCUCAAGAAUGGGUUUUCCAAGAGUGCAAGGAUCUAAAUGCUGUGGCAUUCAGAUUUAAAGAUAAGGAACGACCACGAGGUUACACAUCAAAGCUUGGAGGAAUGUUGCAUUAUUAUCCUAUAGAAGAAGUACUGGCUGCUGAAUAUUUGCUUGAAGAAUUCAGGCCUGACUUAAUAGAGAUGGUACUGGAUAAAUUGAGACCAGAAAAUGUUCGAGUUGCAAUAGUUUCCAAGUCUUUUGAAGGAAAAACUGAUCGAACAGAGGAGUGGUAUGGAACACAAUACAAGCAAGAAGCAAUUUCUGAUGAAGUUAUUAAGAAAUGGCAAAAUGCUGACCUGAAUGGGAAAUUCAAGCUUCCAAUGAAGAACGAGUUUAUUCCUACAAACUUUGAGAUUUUACCAUUGGAAAAAGAUGCAACACAGUACCCUGCCCUAAUCAAGGACACUGCUAUGAGCAAACUAUGGUUCAAGCAAGAUGACAAAUUUUUUUUGCCAAAAGCUUGUCUCAACUUUGAAUUUUUCAGUCGCUACAUUUAUGCUGAUCCUCUCCAUUGCAACAUGACAUACCUGUUUAUCAGGUUAUUGAAGGAUGAUUUAAAAGAGUAUACAUAUGCAGCACGCCUCUCAGGUUUGGUCUAUGGCAUUGCAUCAGGAAUGAAUGCAAUACUUCUCUCCGUAAAAGGUUAUAAUGACAAGCAACAUAUAUUGCUCAAGAAGAUCAUUGAGAAAAUGGCUACUUUUGAGAUCGAUGAAAAGCGAUUUGAAAUUAUCAAGGAAGCGUACAUGAGAUCGCUUAACAACUUCAGGGCUGAACAGCCUCACCAGCACGCAAUGUAUUAUCUCCGACUCCUGAUGACAGAAGUUGCUUGGACCAAAGAUGAAUUAAAAGAAGCUCUAGAUGAUGUCACCCUUCCCCGUCUCAAGGCCUUCAUAGCACAGCUGUUGUCACGGUUACACAUCGAAGCUCUUCUCCAUGGCAAUAUAACAAAACAGGCUGCUUUAGGAAUUACACAGAUGGUUGAGGACACUCUCAUUGAGCAUGCUCAUACAAAGCCACUCCUUCCCAGUCAGCUAGUGAGGUACAGAGAAGUGCAACUUCCUGACAGAGGUUGGUUUGUAUAUCAACAGAGAAAUGAAGUUCAUAACAACUGUGGCAUUGAAAUAUAUUACCAGACAGACAUGCAGAGCACUUCUGAGAAUAUGUUUUUGGAGCUCUUUUGCCAGAUUAUCUCGGAGCCAUGCUUCAAUACCCUGCGCACCCAGGAGCAGCUAGGUUACAUUGUGUUCAGUGGCCCACGUCGGGCAAAUGGCAUCCAAGGACUGCGAUUUAUUAUCCAAUCUGAAAAGCCACCACACUAUUUAGAGAGCAGAGUUGAAGCGUUCUUAAAAACCAUGGAGAAAUGCAUAGAAGACAUGACAGAAGAGGCCUUCCAAAAACACAUCCAAGCUUUAGCAAUUCGUCGUCUAGACAAACCAAAGAAGCUGUCUGCAGAAUGUGCUAAAUACUGGGGAGAAAUCAUUUCCCAGCAGUAUAACUUUGACAGAGAUAACAUUGAAGUGGCUUAUCUAAAGACCCUGACCAAGGAUGACAUUAUACAGUUCUACAAGGUGCUGUUGGCAAUAGAUGCUCCCAGAAGACACAAGGUAUCAGUACAUGUCCUUGCAAGGGAAAUGGAUUCCUGCCCUGUUGUUGGAGAAUUUCCAUGCCAAAAUGAUGUGAACCUGGCACCAGCACCACCACUACCACAGCCAAGUGUGAUUGAAAAUAUGACAGAAUUCAAGCGCAGUCUACCGCUCUUCCCACUGGUGAAACCACAUAUCAAUUUCAUGGCUGCAAAACUGUGAAGAACCCCAAUGGAUGAAGAAAAGCAAAUGAUCAGUACUGACAUGGUUUCGGGGGACUUCAUGAUGAACAAAAUUAUUAAAUAUCAUUGGGAUAAAUGGUUCUGUUCAUUAUGAAAGUCCCAAAUUCCUUCUUGGUUCAUUUGACAUUAGCUGUGUGUUAGGGAUAGAGUAUAUAAAAAUCAGUUGUGGUCAUGUAUCAUUUAUAUUACAGACAACCUGUUAAAAACCAAAAUCAACUGACAUGAUAAUAAUAAAAAACUUGUAGAUGCAGUAUAUUUUUAAAAUAACAUAUCCCUUCAGAUUUUCAUUUUGAUGAAAUAACCCUCCAGAGCAAAAGAAGUUGCUUGAAAUGGGCUUGUUUCUCCUGAAAAACACCGUUUAGUAUCCCAAUAAUUACUUUAUUGGGAGUUGGAGGGGGUCAGAUAAGUAAGUCCUUUUUGGGAUGGGGUCAACAAUUUUUCUUAAAAAUAGAGACUUUCACAUUUUUUUGAAGUGACGUGUUGAAUGAUACUUUUUUAAUUGAUCCUUAAUGCAACCAACAUAUUUUCUAUUUAAGUUUUAUGAAGACCAGUGGGGCUGAAAAAAAGGAAAUUUGACAACACAGUAAUAGGUGAGAGAAUUGUGUUAAUGAGAAUAAUUGAAGAUAAGGGCAUGAUUUUAAUCUUUCUAUAUAAAUUUGGGGACAUUUUAUAUUAAAACUAGUAAAAUGCUGGAAACACUUUAUUAGUGCAUCUUAUUUUUGUUACCAAAAGUGUCAUCCCAGUCUCUUGAUACUGUCAACAUCCUGUUCAGUUUUACAGCAUUACUGUUAGCUGUCCAUUUGGUAUACCAAAUACUUUAUUUGGUGUCAUUUUUUGUUUUCAGUUGCAUAUGUGCUGAUGGAGAACUCAGUCUGUUUUGCCUCACCUGUUAUGUUGGGUCUCAGUCCAGCAAAGCACUCAUUAAUGCAAAUAACUUUAAACACACACUAGUUCUUUUCUCAAGAACAGGUGCAUGUCAAAUAGGGGCUCUCUAAUGAGUCAGAUGCAUUUACUAUUUUGAUAUGUGUAUGGGUCCUUCUUGUCCUUCAGGAAGGUGUUUGGGACAGUGCAGUGCUGGGGUAGCAGUGCCACAGCACAGCCUGUGCUUCAGGUUACAUCACAAAGUGUUUGCUCCUACUUCUGGGAAGAAGGCUGUGCAGAACUCAGAAGGAUCAAGAACUCUGCUGAAAUAAUGUUUAUAUAUGUAUAGAUACAUAUAUAUAUAUAUAUAUAUAUAUAUUCCAUAAUGUAGUAAAAUGAUAAUACAAUAUAAGGUGGCUCAUCCUCACCAACUUUACUGACUUCUGCAGAGUGGUCUUGUGCUUGGGACAGCACCCAAAUAGGACAAGGCGAGGAGUAUUAAGUUCUCCUACCUCUGUAGUACAUAAAGGAGAUGGCACUUACUCAGACAGGAGAGUAUGUAAAGCACUGAAGAUAUAAAAUCUGCUCAUCAGAGGUGUUAGUGAAAAUUUGCUUCUUACUAAAAGAGCCUGAAAGUAAUGCCCUGAUGUGACAAGCCUGUAUGUCAAGCAUCAGAAUCCUGGUAUAGUCAGUAGGGGCUGUUCUUUGAAUCAGUGUUGGUUCUUACAUUGGCUCUGAGGCCAAAUUAAAGGAGUGCUUGACAGGGCAAGGGCCUUAAGUUGGGUUUAUUUGAGAGUCUCUUCUAACCGAAUAAAUACGGUGCAUUUAAAAGGUGUUUUAUGGGUUAACGGUACAUGUUUCAGUAUCUUUAAUAAAUUUGAUGAGAGUUUGUGAUGUAACCUGUUGCCAAGGAAGGCCACUAGCAUCUUUUUUUAGCCUGGUGAAGAGGAAAAAGAAAUAAAUACAGUCUAAACAAAACCAGUCAAGGUGUCUCUGCUCACAUUUUUGAUGGAUCCUUCACAGGAGGCAUUUUGCCCUCUUGCAUUUCACUUUUGUUUAUAGUUUUCCUUUAGUAAAAGUAUUUGUAUUAUAUAUAUUAAAAGUUUUGACAACAUCGUAUAAAAAUAUAUAUUUUGGGAUUUAGUAUUUAAACAUACCACUCCUAUGGUGAAUACAAUGAAAUGGCUCCUAUUGUGUGUAAAAAUAAAUAUAUAUAUAUAUUCAUGGAAGUACUAUCAACUCUUAACAGAUUAUAUAAAUAAAUAAAUUGGAAUAGCAGUGUAUCUAACACAAGCUCACAAAUCAUGUUUUCCAGAGGAAAAAAAUGUAUACCUUCAAAGUUCUGUGACUGGAUGUGGAAACCCAUGUAGUUUUCCAACAACUCUUAAUUGCUUUUAAGUGUUCUCCAGCAUUUUACAGUUUCUGAGUUUGAUAUAGCAGUAAAUUUUGAUAAACUCAGGCAUACUAAUGGGUUCAUUUUAAUGGAUCCAAAGCUGCAGUGUCUACAAGCAAUAAAGAACUACCUAGAAUACACUGUAAUUCAAUUUUAGUGCUUGUUAAUUAGUUUAUGUAAGAAACCAUAAAUUAUUAUUACAUAACUGUAAUUUUUGCAAGUGCUAUUUUAAGCAGUUGAUGUGGAAUUGGGUGCAUGUGACACAGCCAGUAUGACAGAGUGCUAGAGUUAUUCUGUUUACAAUAAACAAUCUGAAUUUAA
Poecile atricapillus (Black-capped chickadee) is the source of this 5804-nucleotide messenger RNA. RefSeq names its product insulin degrading enzyme (gene IDE). The record is from RefSeq and is a predicted model, not a curated record. The transcript is spliced from 25 exons. Gene Ontology annotation, biological process: peptide catabolic process. Gene Ontology annotation, molecular function: metalloendopeptidase activity; metal ion binding. NCBI's taxonomy places the organism in Eukaryota, Metazoa, Chordata, Aves, Passeriformes, Paridae. Bases 135 to 3209 code for a protein of 1024 amino acids. Gene Ontology annotation, cellular component: mitochondrion; cytosol; peroxisomal matrix.